This is a messenger RNA of Zootermopsis nevadensis, 707 nucleotides long. RefSeq names its product Ecdysone-inducible gene E3 (gene ImpE3). Lineage: Eukaryota; Metazoa; Arthropoda; Insecta; Blattodea; Termopsidae. The record is from RefSeq and is a predicted model, not a curated record.
AGUCUGCAUACAAGUCAUGGUGACUAUUCUGUUAGUCUCGGCACUGUGUGCGCAGGCAACGCUGGGGGCCACGGUGUACCCCACUGGGGUUCCCAUGUACUCUGAUUCGUUCAUCCCUGCGGCUGCGCAGGUGGUAUACCACGUGAUAGAGUAUGCAAAGGACUUGAACAACUCCGAUCCACGAACGGGAAAAUCAGUACACCAGUCUUUGAAAAUACCACUGGAAAUUUCUGACAACAACAACACUGAUGAGGUUCGUGGGACGAAGCCCCUUACACGAACACAGAAACAACUUCUAAACCUGCACAACGCACUUAUCAGGGAGGCCAAACUGCAGGGUCUUGCCAAAUACCAGGGGUUCUCAGAAGAUGUACUGUCGUUCCUGAGAGAAACGUCUAAGACAACCUCGGGGGAACAGCUGAGGAUGGUCCUACAGGAGGCUCUGUCCCGUGGGCACAUCCAACGCGGUGAUACCAAGGACGUGACAGAAAAAGUCAUUGCUGACCUAGAUGAUUCAGACAGUGAGCUUUGCAAAACCAUGACCAACUUGAAACCUCUGCAGUACGUGUGAGAAACGAGUCAUUGAAAGAAGUAAACUUCUGUCACGUUAAUGAAAUGACUGCAUAAAUAAAUAAACGAUUCAUCGCACAGACUCUUACCAAUGUAGUCAAUUUGGAUAUUCAAUAAAUUUAUUUAUAAAUAAAAAG